Solea solea (common sole) is the source of this 1150-nucleotide messenger RNA. It is a transcript of the gene mrps33, whose product is annotated as mitochondrial ribosomal protein S33. The coding region runs from base 176 to 496 and encodes 106 amino acids. NCBI's taxonomy places the organism in Eukaryota, Metazoa, Chordata, Actinopteri, Pleuronectiformes, Soleidae. The record is from RefSeq and is a predicted model, not a curated record. Gene Ontology annotation, cellular component: mitochondrion. The transcript is spliced from 3 exons.
GAAGCACCACGAGUCAUGCGCACUGGAGCCUGAGCUAGUAUGGUGUGAAGGUUACCAAAGAGAUUGUAGUUUCUACAUUACUUAAACUAAAUGGAGGUACAUUUGUCGUUUUAGAAGGGUUGAAUACAGUUUAGUAGCGGACAUAAACCAUCCCUCGGUGACUACAGACUCAGCCAUGGCCGGUCUUUCCAAUUACGCUGUCCGCAUGGCCAGACUGAGUGCGCAGAUCUUCAGCGGGGUUGUGCGGCCAACAGACUCCAAGUCAUUGAAGGUGGUCCAGCUAUUCCAGGAACCUCCCAUGGCCAAGAGAAAGGAGGUGUAUGACUGGUACCCAAAACAUAAGAUCUACUACGCCAUGACCCAGAAACUCCGGUUUAUGGGACUGUUCAGAGAUGAGCAUGAAGACUUCAAAGACGAAAUGCGUCGCCUGAGGAAACUAAGAGGGAAAGGGAAACCGAGGAAAGGGGAGGGAAAGAGAGCGACCAAGAAGAAAUGAGCAUCUGCAUCUUUGUACAGGACUUUUAGUUUUUUUGUCUGGAGACGCCAGGACACCAGCAGACUGCAUACACCAUCCUGCCCUGUUGCUUUGUCUAAACCUUUACUUUUCAUGAAUACUUUAUUCUUAAACAUGCAUCAGAGCUGGGCGAUGUGGUCCAAGCCUUUGUCACAAUACAAAUGUCCAUAUCAUUGAUAAUUAUACACAAUUAUCACGAUAAAUAACAGAUUUGUGAUCCCAAGUAAAAGGAAAAAAAACUGUUAGUUGUGGUUUUCGGAAAGAAAAAGACAAAACAUGUGUGUGUUACAUGUCAGUGUGUUUGCACAGUCUAUAACCAUUAUCUCAAUUGAAUAUUGCAUUUUCCUAUAUUGUCAUUGAUGAUGGUAGAUGCAGUGAAAACAUGCUGAUCACCAGUUGACAGUACAAUAAGCCCAUAUUGAUUAUUUUCCAAGGCUCGUGGAGGACAUGGUAUUUUACUGCAGGCAGGUAUCGUACUAGACCGUUAUUAGCUGGUGCUAGUUUGACUGUCAAAGGAAUGGAUGGCAAAUUAUGUAAAGAGGUUUUCAGAAUAAAAUCACAGUGAGAAAUAUUGUUAUGAAGCUCUUUCAGACUCCUGUUCAAUAAAUUAACAAUUUUGUGUAAUAUGUAACGAUA